Symbiodinium sp. CCMP2592 is the source of this 687-nucleotide messenger RNA. Lineage: Eukaryota; Dinophyceae; Suessiales; Symbiodiniaceae. The record is from the annotation of a GenBank genome assembly.
AUGUCAGUCACCUCGACUCUGACAUUGAAUAUCCGAGGGAUGAUCAUGAGCUUGACAGAGAUUCAAUUACGGGACAGCUCCUUGAAAUCCUGGGCCAGGGGUAUCUUGAACCUCUUGACAGAAGAGAACCUGGUGUUGCUGGCCUUGCUGGCCGAGCUGUCUCGCACCGUCUCGAGCUACCACCAUAGCUUCGAAAGCAGCCGUGGAAGCCAUCCAAGUUGUCUGGCUCGCUCAGCUCAGCAUUUUCGUGCUUUGAGUGAGGAGUUGAACCGCUUGUUCUCCUUCAGGAGCAUGGGAGGCGAGCUACAGGAGCCCCUGACUUUAAGUCCGCAGUUCACUGCGGGAUUCAUGCAGUUGUUGCAAAGCAGUUACAACCUGAUGGUUACCGAGGCCGUGGUUCACGGCAAGACCAUGCUUUUCUACCGGGCGAAAAGCAAGGACGUUCGAAGGACGAUCGCCGCACAGCUGGGGAAGGUGAACAACAUCAUUCGAAACUAUGUGGAAGCUGUGCGGUGCCAUCACCAGAUGGGGAUUGCAGAAAGUUAUCACCCCUUUGAUGUGGCGUGGUGGCGGGAGGCUGGUUGCGAUGACAAGACCUUGCGCGGAUGCCCAGGUCAUGUGCUUCUGGGUUUUCUGUUGCCCAUUCUUUGUUUUGGGCCGCAUGUUCACAGCAAAGGCCGAAGGUGA